UACCGCCGUCAGCAGGCAGUCUUAUUACGCCCGCACUCAACUACGCGAACUAAGUACUCUUCUUAGAGAUCCCGAAGACACACGAGUUUAUUUUUUCGGCUUCUCGGUACGGUUAUAUUUUGUUCAUUUCUCGUCUUUUGACCCUUCCACGAAGUUUGUCCAUUGAUCGAUGGACUUUUUAUGAUAUCUAACUAGAAUCAAUAUUCGUGUGAAUUGAUGGAAAGGUAGCCGAGGAUAAUACGGCUUUUGAUUGGUCGAUUGGAUGGUCCAAGGUGAACGUUCGUUGAUAAAUCAAAAGGAUGUUCGCCAGACUUUGCAGACAAGCUCCAAACGGAGACUUGAAGAGGCGACACUCUUGGAACAGCGAAGCGGAUUAUCAAUCGAUCGAAGCUGGAGUUGAAACGAUUUCAGGAGAAGAAGCCGAACUUUCAUCCCCCGAAAACGACGAUAGGAUUUCUUAUAAGGAAAAUGGCUGUUCGAUGCAGACGGUGGACUUGGUGGCGAAUUGUCCACUUCCGGUGGUGACAGGAUCCUCGAGGUCGCCAUCGCCAUCAAGGUCGUCGAGACCCACGACGCCCUUGACACCCGUUGCAUCGACGAGGAGCAUGGGGCAACGGCCAAGUACACUUUUGCGUCCGAAGAUCUCUUUGACUUGGGUCCUACGUGGUCAACAGCAGCAACAGCAACAACAACAAUCUACUACUGGAAACGAAAAUUCAGUCUCGAACACGACAGGAACAAACGUUCAUCGUGACACACUUUCGCAUGAUAGCAGAGAAGUAUCCUCGAGAAGGAGCAUCAAAAGUGAGAAAGAAAAGGAUGCUGGCAAGGAGAACGUCGUUGGACAGGAAAAACGUGAAAAAAAGAUUCUUCAUCGAAUCGAAAAGAUCGACAAAAUGGAAAAGUCUAUUAGCAAGGAGACCAUCAUCAACGACAAAACUAUCGAGAGUCUGUUAGACAAGUAUCCAGAGAAGGAAUUCGCAAGUGCGAAAGACACGAGAGAGAAAGAAAAAGUGAAGAAAGCUGUUUCCGAACCAUCUCUCGUAUCGCGCGAAUCAACCUCGACUCCAAACAGUCGUGAAAAGCACAGACAUAGACGUACCAAACGACCACAUAAAACGAGACCACCUAGUAGAUUCGGUUACGAGAUUGCUGACCUCGAUGCAUUUUUAACUAAGGCAUCCAUAGAAAGACCAGCAAAUAUCCCAGUAGUUUUAUCCUUCCCGUCAGUCUUAUAUCAAACGCAAGGUGGUACACAGGAUGAAAUGGCAUUACCACUCGGAACAGUAGUAAAUGCAGUCUUCAAAAAUCAAAGUUGGUUGUAUGUGCAAACACCACAUGGGCAAGAAGGCUACGUUGGAUAUGCAGCUUGUUUACCGCUAGGGAUAUUACCACAACCUACGCGUGGUCCAUGUUGGGAAGACUCGACUGAUGUUUUUCCACGUCCGUUGGGUAACAUGACUGAUACCGAAAAAUUACGAGACACCAGAUCAGAAUGUGGUGCCCGAAGUAGAAACACUAGAGUGAGAAGGGGUUCUCGAGAUGCGGUUUCCGCCUGCGGAGAACGCAGUGUUGAUAGAUUAUAUUUAAGAGCAGCUGCUAAUGCUAAAACGAAAGGAGCUAGGCACACUUUGCUCGUCAUACGUAACGAUUACGAAGGUCGUAGUACUAACUCUUUGAGUGUUUCGAAAGGUGACGUUGUUGCUCUUCUGAGCGAUCACGUAAAUGAUUGGUUUUGGGUUCGAUCGAGAGAUGGUAGAGAAGGUUUUAUACCUGCUGUGGUUGCUGGUCAUGGUUUCUUGUAAAAAAAAAAAA
This is a messenger RNA of Polistes canadensis, 1815 nucleotides long. RefSeq lists its product as uncharacterized. The record is from RefSeq and is a predicted model, not a curated record. Bases 300 to 1805 code for a protein of 501 amino acids. The transcript has 8 exons. NCBI's taxonomy places the organism in Eukaryota, Metazoa, Arthropoda, Insecta, Hymenoptera, Vespidae. Gene Ontology annotation, molecular function: protein binding.